Molecule: messenger RNA, 414 nt
Organism: Staurois parvus
Lineage: Eukaryota; Metazoa; Chordata; Amphibia; Anura; Ranidae
Source: the annotation of a GenBank genome assembly
UAUGUCAUCAGAAAAUAAGGACAGUUUAUGGGAACUGCCUGUGUCAGGAAUGGACUCAGCACUGGUGGUGGGACUCUCCUGCCGUGUGGGCUGCAGUACCAGGGCUGACCAGGGCAGGUGCUCUCAGCAGCCAGAAGCUCACUCCUGCAAUCAGCCAAACCUGGGGCUGAUUGCAGAAGGUGUUCUGCACUGGUGGUGGGACUCACCUGCCGUGUGGGCUGCAGUACCAGGGCUGACCAGCGGGUGCUCUCAGCAGCCAGAAGCUCACUCCUGCAAUCAGCCAAACCUGGGGCUGAUUGCAGAAGGUGUAUUUAAGGCAUGACCAGGCCUGUGAUCAGGGCCUUGGUGUAUGUUUUCCCAUGAGCCCCUGUACCUGGUAUCCUGUGUUCCUGCUUCGUUGCUGACCCUGCUUGA